Messenger RNA from Anisakis simplex (herring worm), 381 nucleotides. The record is from the annotation of a GenBank genome assembly. Lineage: Eukaryota; Metazoa; Nematoda; Chromadorea; Rhabditida; Anisakidae.
CACUGGGCUAAUGCACAGUCACGACUGUCGUUGAACGAAGCAUUCAUGUACGAUACCACUCCAGCAACACAUCCCGUUCCACUGCCGCAGUUCAUGCCAAUAUCUCAUCCAAGUCCGAAACAGCUCAAGAAAUGGCACAAAAAACACAAAAAAUUACUCAAGAAGAUGUCUUCAAUGCCUCCACCGAUCCUCACACCUCAUCUACCGCCGAAUCUGCAGCCUUACUCAAGAGCGUACUCGAUGGACAAUCUUAACAGGUUACUGCUUCACCAAUUCAUUCUCCAUGACUUCUGCCGUAUAGCAUUCCAAAUCUCAUUUGUUCAUUAUGCACUCGAACCUCAAUUGUUUUGCUCAGAUUCAUUUUUAUUGGGACAUCUCUAA